AGGGUGCACACGGGGGAGAAGCCCUUCCCGUGUCCCGAGUGCGGGAAGAGCUUCAGCCAACGCUCCAACCUCGUCACCCAUCGGAUCGUACACACGGGGGAGCGACCCUUCCCGUGCCCCGAGUGCGGGAAGAGCUUCAGCCACCGGUCCAAUCUUUUCCGCCACCAGAGGAUGCACGCGGGGGAGAAGCCCCACGAGUGCGGCGAGUGCGGGAAGCGGUUCGGGCAGAGGUCGGAGCUCACCAUCCAUCAGCGAACGCACACCGAGGAGAAGCCCUACCAGUGCUCCCAGUGUGAAAAAUCCUUCCGGGGGAGGUACGGGCUCCUCCGGCACGAGCAGCUGCACACGGGGGAGAAACCCUACGGGUGCGGCGAGUGCGGGAAGAGCUUCGGCCAGAGCGGGGACCUGAUCGCCCACCAGCGCUUCCACACGGGCGAGAAGCCCUACCAGUGCUCCCAGUGCGGGAAGUUCUUCAGCAACAGGUCCAGCCUCUCGCGGCACCAGCGGCUGCACGCGGGGGGGGAGCCGUUCAAGGGGCACGAGGGCGGGGAGAAGUGCGGGAAGAGCUUCGGGCAGAGCUCGGACCUCAUCGCCCACCAGCGGACCCACACCGGGGAGAAGCCCUACCCCUGCCCGGUCUGCGGGAAGAGGUUCGGCAGGAAAUCCAACCUCCUGGUGCACCAGAGGGUGCACCGGGGCCUUUGCAAGUGCCGGAAAUGCGGGAGAAGCUUCCAACCCAACUCACAGCCCGGGGAGGAACCUCCCCCGUGCCCCUGCUGCGCGGCGGGGGUCGAGGAGGGCUCAGACCCCACCGACCGGCAGAGAUAA
Molecule: messenger RNA, 828 nt
Organism: Phaethon lepturus (White-tailed tropicbird)
Lineage: Eukaryota; Metazoa; Chordata; Aves; Phaethontiformes; Phaethontidae
Product: gastrula zinc finger protein XlCGF49.1-like
Biological process (GO): negative regulation of transcription by RNA polymerase II
Molecular function (GO): DNA-binding transcription repressor activity, RNA polymerase II-specific
Source: RefSeq, a predicted model, not a curated record